GCGCCGAGUGGCCGGGGGCGCGCAGGCCCUGCCCGCCCCUUCCGUCCUCACGCCCGCCGCCCCGCCGGCCCUUCCUCUCCCACCUUCCACUCGCGGCCCGCGCCCCGCACCCGGCGGCCCCCGCGUCCUCCUCCCGCGGCAGCGCUGUCCGCGGCGGCCGGAGCGGGCCGGGCCGGGCCAGCGGGCCGGGGGAUGGCGCUGCUGGACCUGGCCCAGGAGGGAAUGGCCUUGUUCGGCUUCGUGCUCUUCGUGGUGCUGUGGCUGAUGCAUUUCAUGUCCAUCAUCUACACCCGGUUACACCUCAACAAGAAGGCAACAGACAAACAGCCGUAUAGCAAGCUCCCUGGUGUCUCUCUUCUGAAGCCACUGAAGGGGGUGGAUCCUAACCUAAUCAACAACUUGGAGACAUUCUUUGAACUGGAUUAUCCCAAAUAUGAAGUACUCCUUUGUGUACAAGAUCAUGAUGAUCCAGCCAUUGAUGUAUGUAAGAAAUUGCUUGGAAAAUACCCAAAUGUCGAUGCUAGAUUAUUUAUAGGUGGCAAAAAGGUUGGCAUUAACCCUAAAAUUAAUAAUUUGAUGCCAGCAUAUGAAGUUGCAAAAUAUGAUCUCAUAUGGAUUUGUGAUAGUGGAAUAAGAGUCAUCCCAGACACAUUAACUGACAUGGUGAAUCAGAUGACAGAGAAAGUGGGGUUGGUCCACGGGCUGCCGUAUGUAGCCGACAGACAAGGCUUUGCUGCCACCUUAGAGCAGGUAUAUUUUGGAACUUCACACCCAAGAUCCUAUAUCUCUGCCAAUGUAACUGGCUUCAAAUGUGUGACGGGGAUGUCUUGUUUGAUGAGGAAGGAUGUGCUAGAUCAGGCAGGAGGGCUCAUAGCCUUUGCUCAGUACAUUGCUGAAGAUUACUUUAUGGCCAAAGCAAUAGCCGACCGGUGGACCAAAUUGAGAAUUAACAUGCUUCCUGCUACAAUAAUUUGUGAGCCAAUUUCAGAAUGCUUUGUUGCCAGUUUAAUUAUUGGGUGGGCAGCCCACCAUGUAUUCAGAUGGGAUAUCAUGGUCUUCUUCAUGUGCCACUGCCUGGCAUGGUUUAUAUUUGACUACAUUCAACUCAGGGGUGUCCAGGGUGGCACACUGUGUUUUUCAAAACUUGAUUAUGCUGUGGCCUGGUUCAUCCGUGAAUCCAUGACAAUCUACAUUUUCCUGUCGGCAUUAUGGGACCCGACUAUAAGCUGGAGAACUGGUCGCUACAGGUUACGCUGUGGGGGGACAGCAGAGGAGAUCCUGGAUGUGUAAGAAGACCUCUGUGACUGAUGGCGCACAGUGUGGAAUGGAAGUGUUAUAAAUUAUGUUUAUAGAGACACUUUCCAGGGUCUCCCUUCAGUAGUUUAUCACAUGUAUGUUUUGGUAUCUGCUCUUUAAUUUAUUUGCAUGGCACUUGCAUCUGUGAAAAGCAAAAAAACAAAAACAAAACAUGUCUGUAGUCUUGGCCAAAUAGUAUAUCUUGUGGAAGUAGAGAAUCAAGGCAAUUGGUUCUAGGAAGUGGGAUUUGUUUUUUUUUGUUGUUGUUUAUUUUUUUAAACAAAUAAAUAUAUAUAUAUAUAUAUAUAUAUACACACACACACACAUAUACAGGACUGCUCUGCAGCAGACACUAUGACAGUAUCCUUCAGUAGGGAAAGUUUCUUACCUGAGUUCCUCUGAAUCUGUACGGGCAGAACAGCAGCUCCAUGAGAGAAGUCAUGGCCUCUCCCCUGUGUGAAGUAAAUGCUAUACAGAGAGACGCCCGCUGGCUGAGAAACUUUUUCAUGCUUUAUGCCUACCUCUUGUAGUUGUUGCAGAGCAAAUAGAAGUUAGAAGUUGUAAUACGGUAGCUAGGCCUUGCAAAAACAAAUGGAAAACUUUUUAAAAUAAUAAUAAUAAAAGAGCUGGAGUCUAGUAUUUAUAUAAAUCUGUGAGGUUUUUUGUUUUGUUUUGGGUUUUUUUUUUUGUUUUGUUUUUUUGUUUGUUUGGGUUUUUUUGUUUUGUUUUUUGUUUUUGGUCUCAUUACAAUUGAACCAAAAGUGGUUGAGAUUGGUUUUUAAUGGUAACCAUGAAUUGAAGGCAUCUUUUGGACCAACUGUCGUUGGUUCUGUCUUGAACCAUAUUAAUCACUGUGCUGUAAUUAGGAGAGCUGAAUCUUUCCCUCCCUGCUCCCGGCUCACCCGGCCUGCCCCAUCUUUCCUUCGCUUUUUCCAGGGGGUGAUGUUGUACAAGUGGAUGUUUUGUAGUGUAAGGAAAAUGCAUUUCAGACAGUCACACAGGAGCUAUUUUCUUACCCGGGAUGUCUGUAUUGUUAAUAAGAAUGUAAUUUCAUGAUACAAGUAUUUAAUAUCUUUUUUAAGUGAGUAAAAAUAUUCUAGCUAUUGGCAAAUAGAUUACAGUAGACAAUUAGAGGAUAUGAUGAGGUUGACUCUUCCAAUCAAUCAGUAUCAAGCUAAGUCGACUGUGUGCGUGUUGGUUUGUUUUCCUUUUUUUUCUUUUUUUUUACUAUAACAGUCUUAUUUAAAUUGGAUUUUUGUAUUCAGUUUGUAUGACAGUAGACUAGGCCAGCCUAGCUGUAAAUGCAUGCUACACUUUCCUCUCCGUCAUGCAGCUAAGCUUGCUUGUCAGCCCGUGCUUAACUUGUGGUGAACUGGACUUUUGUUUAAAAUAAGCAAAACUGUAAGGGACAGUGCAUCGGCCUUUCCCCGUCUUCUUAAGUAGAAGUUUGCUCAUCCUUCCGAAUUCGAGGGCGUGUUAUCCAUCUGAUGCUUGCUGUUAACCCCAGCACUUGGCAGCUUCCCAUCCAUCCUGUGUUACUAUGGCUUCCAUCUCAGCACACAGUGUAUAGCCUAUUAGCAAUAACUUCCUAUGUAUAGAGAACAUUUUCAUCUUACUGAGCCAGCCCAUUUGCCUAAUGACUAUACAGACAGUCUAAAUUGCAAUAUAUCUGUAAAUGUGUAUAUACUAUAAAUACACAAUAUACUUACAUUUUUCUGGGCCAAACAGCAUUUCCUUUCCCCUCCUUUUCCUCUCCCCUCUCUUGCCUUAUGAUGAAUUUGUUUGAGGGCAUUUUCUUCAUGAGCAAAGGCUUGGAUGCAUAUUCCUAGGUUUGAUUUUGUUUUUGUUUUUUUUCUUUCUGUGAAAUGGGUAUUAUUAUCCCCAAGGAGAGCUGCGCAGUGAGAGCCAGUCUAGUUAUGACCCACUACGUGUUGUUUUUUACAUUACUCUUUGAUGAGUCGCGUUUUGCUGAGCACGUUUGUUGUCCGUCGGUUUGUUUAGUGGAGUUUGGUGGAUGCCCUUUGCACUGCUGAAGUGAAAUCUUGCUGACUACUUAGCUUUUUUGUUGAUCUCAGUAUGGGCAAAGAAACAAAAUCCAAAUGGCUGGACAGACUUCUGUAAAUAUUUUUUUAAAAAAACAAAACAAAUGUUCUGUAUGUGUGUGUUUUACGUGGUCAUGAAGUAUUUCCUUAAAGCGAAGCUUUGAGUACACAGAGAGUAACUCUUUGUUUAGCAAGUUUGGAGUGAAGAUAAAAUAGCAAGAAAUACUGUAAAAUGUCAAAGCACCACACCAGAACUGUAGGAGUCCAGAUUUAUAAUAAACUGUCUUUUUAAAAAGAAAACAAUUAAGUGUCUAGAAUAUAUCAUGUUUUAUUAUUUAAAAUCAUUGUCUUAAGUUUUUUGUUGAGAGAAUAAAAAAUUUGAAUACAAUCAA
Molecule: messenger RNA, 3730 nt
Organism: Mus musculus (house mouse)
Lineage: Eukaryota; Metazoa; Chordata; Mammalia; Rodentia; Muridae
Gene: Ugcg
Product: UDP-glucose ceramide glucosyltransferase
Exons: 8
Coding region: 193-1290 (365 amino acids)
Biological process (GO): sphingolipid metabolic process; glucosylceramide biosynthetic process
Cellular component (GO): membrane; Golgi membrane
Molecular function (GO): glycosyltransferase activity; ceramide glucosyltransferase activity
Source: RefSeq, a predicted model, not a curated record